Triticum urartu is the source of this 3101-nucleotide messenger RNA. RefSeq lists its product as uncharacterized. Gene Ontology annotation, molecular function: protein binding. Lineage: Eukaryota; Viridiplantae; Streptophyta; Magnoliopsida; Poales; Poaceae. The record is from RefSeq and is a predicted model, not a curated record.
UAUCUCUCGUCCUGAUUUUUAUUUAUUUAUUUCACGAGUUGUUCUCUUGUCCUGAUAUACUAGUAGUUCUAUCGAGUAAUCAUCUUUUCUUGGGAUGUAAUCCUCGGUAAAAGGAAGCACCUAGUCGCCAAGUUUACAUGUAUCAGUCGAUUCUCACAGCCUAGUACUAUUCAUCUUGUUCCCCUCCCAGUCGACCCGCUCUCUAGCCCCUGCUUAACUACCUACCGGCUAUCGCCGCUGUGCACCACCCUGCCCUCUCUGAGCAGCCUCUCCUGUCGUGUCACAACUGUUCUAACCAUCCCUCUAAGCCCCACCCUUUUCAUGCGCCUGCGAGCACCCGUCAACCCUUUUCUAUGCUCCACAUGGCACCGGCAAUGAUGCGGCUAAGCAACCGAUGCUUAGCAAAUCCGCAAAAAAUAUCUCUUUUGGGUUGAGUCUUCUUGUCAGGCUUGUUAUCUUAUGUAUUGUUUUGCUGUUUUCUCACAUAUUUUUAAAAAUUAGAGGUAUAAUCCUUUUUUUCGUGAAGUUUCAGAUAUUAGUUUCGUCAUGCUCAGACUAGCACUUUGCUUCAAAGUACUACGAGUUAGGGGGUAUUUGGUUGGGCUUAACUUCAGCUUUUGCAUUUUGGCUUGUAAGCCAACAAAAAUUCACCUAUUUUACGGGCUUUUCGCUUAUACCAUCAUGUGCAAAACCCAAACAACAUUGCCACGUACGCGUAGGACACUUCCCAUCCAAUAUUUGUACGAUAUCCCACAUCACACCGUUCAUGCGCAAGGCUAAGCUGCAACUGGCCGUUGGAUUAGCCACCGUACCACUAUGGCACCACAACAAGUCUUAUAUGAAAUGCUUCCGAUAACCAAAAGCCUGAAAUUGGUGCUUAGACUUGGUCUUUCGUCCUUAUUUUACUAGUAGUUUUUAUCAAAUAAUCAUCAGUUUUUGACUUGUUAUCCUCGAAAAGAGGGAGCACUCAUCCGUCAGUUGCUUGAAAAAGUAUUUAUGGAUAAGUUAUGUUAUUCCUUCGUGUGUGGCUACUGUUCAUCUUUCCCCCCUCCCAUUCUACCCGCUCUCUAGCCCAUGCAUACCUGCCUACCGCCGCCGUUCCGGCCACCCCCCUAAGCCCCACACUUCUGCUGUGCUGGCAAGCACCCUUGCAGCCGUCAAUCCUCUUCAUAUCUUCUGCUGGUGAUGACGUGGCUAGACAACAUACGCUUAGCAAAUCCGCAAAAAAGUAAUCUCUUUUGAUUUGUGUCUUCUGGUUAGGCUUGUUACCAUACGUACUGCCUUUUAGUUUUUUCUUCACACAUUUUCAGAAAUAGAGCUAUGCUUUUUUUCAUGAAGUUUUAAAUAUUAGGUUCAUACGUAAUUAUGUACCCAUGUUUGGACUUGCACUUUGCAACGAAGUACUAUGAGUUAGUGGGUAUUUGGCUACGUUUAACUUUGGCUUUUGCAUUUUGGCUUAUAGGCAAGAAGGACACCUAGGAUGGUAUUAAGCAAAAUAAAAUAUACCUAUGAUUGUAUAAUCCAAAAGUCCAUAAAUAGGUGUUUUCCCGGGCUUUUAAGCCAAGUGCAAAAGCCAAAGUUAAGCCCAACCGAACACCCCUUAGUGUGCUUAUCUUCUCCGGUGAGCAUAUAAUACAAAUAUGUUUACAAAAAUAAAAUGCUAAUUUAUGACCACUUUCCAUUUUUAUCCUUGCAACCCCAUUGGUGAAAAAAUGGUCUAUCUGUAUUGGAAGUUACUGAGUAAAAGUGACGUAGUAUGCACUAAUGUAGGAAACAUAAACCUCAUGGGUCUCGCCAUGCUUGUUCUACCAGUGCUCUUAGGGUUGUUUUAUGGAGCAAGUGACAUUAAUUGCUCAACAGUUCAUGGUAACACCACAGAUCACCGUUCACUUCUUGAUUUCAAAGGGGCCAUCAGAGCGGACCCAAGAGGAGCCUUGCGCUCUUGGAAUGAGAACAUCCACUACUGUAUGUGGUCGGGCAUCAAGUGCAGCACAAUGCACCCAGAACGUGUUACAGUGCUAAACCUUGCCAACAUGAGCUUGACAGGCCAAAUCACACCCUCUCUAGGAAAUCUAACCUUCCUUUGGGAACUUACACUAUCCAACAAUCUCUUCUCUGGCCAGUUGCCCUCUCUCAAUCGUCUUAUAAGAUUAGAAAUCCUUUACUUACAGAACAACUUGUUGCAGGGGAACAUUCCGAAUGCACUUACAAAUUGUUCCAAACUCCUUUUACUAGACCUCUCUUCUAACAUGCUAGUGGGUUCGAUUCCUGGAAAUAUAGGUUCCCUCUACAAUCUAAAGGGAAUUGACCUUUCCAAUAAUAGCCUCACAGGAAACAUUCCACCAACCUUCGGCAACAACACUUACUUAGAAGAGCUACGACUUACCCACAAUCAACUCAAAGGAAGCAUUCCUGAAGAUCUUGGGAAAUUGCCGAAUAUGGGGAAGAACCGGGCGGUGUUUCUCGGUCAGAAUAGGCUAUCGGGUAGAGUUCCAACAACAUUGUUUAAUCUAUCCAAGCUUAUAAUACUGAACCUAAGUAUGAAUAAGCUAAGGGGCACAUUACCAUACAAUAUCGGUAAUCUAUCUGCCGCGCUUCAAUGGCUAAUUUUGGGUGCAAACAACUUGUCUGGGACAGUGCCACCGAGCAUUGGGGCCCUAAAGAACCUAACAGUUUUAGAUCUUGGAGGAAACAACUUCGUUGGACCAAUACCAUAUUCCGUCGGGAGUCUGCCAAAGUUAUGGAAGCUUGAUCUUUCCAAUAAUCAUUUUGAUAGUUGGUAGCACACCGACACUACUGACUGCUAAUGACUUAUUCAUGGUGGCCGAAUGAGCCAGGGAUGCAGUUUGCUGUGCGAGUGCAACGACCCGACGAGAGCUCUGCACCUUCCCGUUCUUGCAUGGCUGUGUCACACUUUCUGUCAACGGGCGUGGUUGCUCUGUCUAGACUACAGUUUUCUAUUGCUUGUUUUCCUUAGCGGUUUCCUAUAUUUUCAGCGGAUCCAUCCCCAUGUAUGUAGGGUUUGUGGAUGUACGCACCUCAUUUGUAUUUCUGUCACCUAGAUGAAUUGAAAAAAAUGCUUCUGUUUGGGGAAAAAACAA